AUGAAGAAGGAGGUGCGGGAAGCCAUGCGCAACGCCAUUGGUGGAUGGCACCUGAUCUUGGAUUUGCCCUGCUUUAAGAUGGAGGAGGAAACCGUCCGGAAUCUACUCUUCGAGCUUUCACAGUCGUACUUCUUCAAGGAUCAAGACCCAAUGUUGGUCUUGGACUGCAUCCUCGAACUGGAGACGGUCAUUGCGGACAACAUGAGGGUUUGGCAGCUGGAGGUGGAAAUCCAGAGAAUCGCUAUCAAGUGUGUCCGCGAUGCUCAAGAUGCCUCAGAGACGGAGCACGAUGCGAAUUUAUUGCAGCUGCUGUUCGAGACGCCUACGAAGCUGCGAUACAUCAUCAUUGAGGCCUUUGCUGCCUUCCGGCAAGCAUCCGCAGAUCUCGCCCGGCUGCUUCAGAACGAGCCCAUUUGGACGCGGCUCCUCAGCAAACGCUGGCUGGGUGCGCCAGGCAUCAACGAGUGCCCGCUUUACAACACACAGCAGACCGGGAUGAAGAUGCUCAAGGACUCAGCCGAUCGCCUGGACAAAGGCACAAUCAAUUUGAGCGCGCUUCACACGAUCAUCCGCUACCGGAAGGUUUACGAGUCGCUGGUUGCCCAGGUGGCGGCCAAGCCUACAGCCAUACCCGAGAGCGACGGAAAGCUCAAGCAAUUCGACACCGAGUAUGAGCACUUGCGCGCCUACGUCAAGAUGUUCUGCUCCAGCGCCGGCAUCGAAGCUGCCGACCUACAGAGAUUAAUCGAUGG
Molecule: messenger RNA, 752 nt
Organism: Symbiodinium sp. CCMP2456
Lineage: Eukaryota; Dinophyceae; Suessiales; Symbiodiniaceae
Source: the annotation of a GenBank genome assembly